AUGACUCCCCAAUCACUUAAACACAAAGUAGUGAAUCUAGAAAAAUAUGACAACAGUACUCUUCAACGGCAUCUUCUAGUCUUGACAACUUUCAUGGAAAUCGCUCUGCAGGCCGAUCCUCCUCAUAUAAAAGCUUUGCAGAAUUAUUUAGUCGAGCUCACAUCUAUAAUUGAGAGAGCGAGAAGCACUGUUUCGAGGGAUAGUAUUUGCAUGGCGAUGGGCAUUCUUUUCAAAUAUAGUGGCGCAUUAUUGGAUGUCCAGAGUGGUUCUGAUGCAGAGUAUGCCGACUUGGGACAGGGAAUAGACAAACGGUCGAUAUCGAUCCUACACGACGCAGAUAAUGCGGCUUCAGUGCAAGCUGGAAUUGAAGCUUCUGCUGCUGUCACCCGUACGAAUCUAUCGAGAAGUGAAUUGGCAGCUUUAUGGACACGUGAUGAUUUGGCUGAAUACUGCACAGACAGUCUAAUACCAGCAGAAGGAGGUAUUCAAAGGCUUCAUGCGGGAGUUUAUCGGCAAGGACUGAAGAACUAUUCUGUGAAGAAACCAGCUAUAACCGAUGAACAAAUAGAAAUCUUGUUCAAACGAUUGAUACCAUUUCUUCAUCGCCCUGAAGUCCUGCGCAUGAUAGUGUGGAUGAUCGGACAUGAGGACUCUUCUGGACAGGUUGAACAGAGUGAGUUCGUUUGCAGAAACUGGAUUUUUCUCGAAAUU
Messenger RNA from Ostertagia ostertagi, 711 nucleotides. Lineage: Eukaryota; Metazoa; Nematoda; Chromadorea; Rhabditida; Trichostrongylidae. The record is from the annotation of a GenBank genome assembly.